AUGGCGCGGCAUAAGGCUGAGCCAUGUUGCUAGUCAAAUCAACAAUAAAUGUGUUAACAUGAUAACAUCGUUAUUUUAAUUAGGAUAACUGUCGCGAAACAAGGUUGGCCUUGCUAGUGGAGUGUCUCAAGCAAGGUCCUGAGUUCGAUCCCUAGCGACAACGAUGAUCCUUGGAGUAGCACCUAUCAAUAGCAAGAUAGCCUAGCGGUGCCGCCGCAAGAUAGGUCGUUCUGGAAUGUGUGAGGUCCUGGGUUCGAUGCUCUCGAAGCUCCAGCAUCAAUUUGCAGCAGAUGAUCUCUAUAUUUGAUCUUGUUCCGUCAUCACAAAAUGUGGUGUGCAGGGAUAUUCCUGUAAUACAAAAAAAAAACAGGAUAACUGUCAACUAUAUUAUACUAACAUUGUUAAAUUGUUAUUUUUUUCGCUCAAAAUAAAGAAAAUAGACACGAGCUUCAGAAUGGUCCAUAAUCUUGUUCAAGAUGAUGAGCAAGUGAUUACUCUAAUACCAAUCCAAUCUAAGAUUAUAAAUUAUAAUUUUAAUUACAUAAAUAAUGUAGAAGACCGAACUUGGUGCAGACGUUUACUCAUCGUGGUCGCACUUCUCUUGCGCGGCGCAUUUUCCUUUUGCUUCGUCUCCGCAGCCUCUCCUCAUUCCUUCCUCAAACGCCUCUCCCGCCGCCGACGCCAUAUCCCGCACGCUAUCCAAUCAGCUAGGUAACUUCGAAGCUCCAUCUCCAUCAUUUUCAUUCUUUCUCUAUUCGUUCAAGGCUCGAAUCCUGCAUUCCCGCUUGCUCGCCAUGGAAAAUGAAAUGAUCAUCGCCCAUUUCUGUCACUGGUCUAGGGUUUUAGCUUGAUCAUGCUUUGCCUUUUCUUUCCCCCCUUUUUUGGUUCUGUUCAGCUUAUUGUCGAUUUUAUCAGGUCUUGACUCUAAUGUUCUUCCUCUCUGGGACCGGUGUUUAUGGCUGCUUCCUCUAGCGCGAUGAACUUUUUGCUUGCUGUUGGCGUUUGGUGUACUGCGUAUCUUACGGCUGCUCUUCUCUCCUAUUUCCGUGUCUUCAGUACCCUUUUCCGCCUCUGAGAAUUUCUUAAUCACUAGCGAUUUUGAAACGAGCAAUCAAAAUCAUGGGUUAUGCACAGCUUGUUAUUGGCCCGGCUGGGAGCGGGAAGUCGACUUAUUGUUCUAGCUUGCACCAACAUUGUGAAACACUUGGGCGGUCCAUUCAUAUCGUGAACCUAGAUCCUGCUGCAGAGAACUUUGACUAUCCUGUUGCCGUGGAUAUUAGAGAACUCAUCAAUUUGGAAGAUGUCAUGGAGGAAUUCGGUCUCGGUCCCAAUGGUGCUCUUAUGUACUGCAUGGAAGAACUAGAGGACAAUCUGGAUGAUUGGUUGACAGAGGAGCUGGACAACUACUUGGAUGAUGACUACCUAGUUUUCGACUGCCCAGGUCAGAUAGAACUUUUCUCACAUGUUCCGGUGCUUAAGAACUUUGUGGAACAUUUGCAGCGGAAGAAUUUCAAUGUGUGUGCUGUGUAUUUGCUUGAUUCACAGUUCAUUACAGACGUGACCAAGUUCAUUAGUGGCUGCAUGGCAUCCCUCUCUGCAAUGAUACAGCUCGAAUUGCCCCAUGUUAACCUCCUGUCCAAAAUGGACCUGGUGACCGACAAACGCCAUCUUGAAGACUACCUCACUCCAGAGCCUGUGACUUUGUUGGCUGAGCUUAAUAAGCGCAUGGGUCCUCAGUUUCUUAAGUUAAACAAAGCAUUGAUGGAACUGGUCGAUGAGUACAGUAUGGUUAGCUUCAUCCCGCUUGACUUGAGAAAAGAGACAAGCAUUCAGUAUGUAUUGGCUCAAAUCGACAAUGCGAUUCAGUAUGGAGAAGAUGCAGAUGUGAAGAUCAGAGAUUUUGAUCCAGAAGAUGCUGAUGAAUAGAUGAGCAUGAUUUCCGUGCAGCUCGUUGUAGAUAUUAAUCAUUUCGAAGGGGAACAAAGGAUACAUUAUGGGGUGCUUUUGAGCAGCGUUUAUAUCCAGAAAUCCACCUUUGUUCAUCGCCUUCCUACUGAUCUACAGUGAACCAAGUGGUUAACUACAGAGAACAUGAACUGAUUGAAGGUUUCUGUUUGGAAUUUAUCUACAUUUCACUAGUUUCUGUUGAUCCAGUGAUGUUAAGAGUGCUGGGUUUACAUUUUGGUGCAAUUGAUGCCUCGGAACUUCAAAUGAUAGAAUUUAACCAUAUUCCCUUUGUUUAAUAUUUCAAACGUUUUCCUCUGUUUUGGACUCUACCAAUUUGUCCAGUUCGAGUUUCAUUUAGAUAGAAUAAGGCAAAAAUACGUUGAUAAUUUUGGACAAAAAUGACCCAAGUGGAUGAAAUUUCAAUUUCGACUGCAUUUUCAUUGUCUUCAAUAAUUUUCGGUGAAGUGACGCGUUGUUUUUCGAUUUUGGUUUUAUGCUAUCGGUUUCUGUUUUAGCUAAAACAGUUUUCGAUUAUACCUAGUUACAUGACCAAAAAUCAUGGUUCAAAAAGGCACGCUUAAUCUUACGCUUAGGCACGCCUAGGCACAAGGCAAUGAUAAAACGCCUCGCAUAGGUGUUUCGCGCCUAAUUAGAUACUGGAGCACAUCAAUGGAGUAGGAGACAUAUAAGUCUCUCCUAAACAUUACUAGAUGGAGCUAGGAAGUCAAUAUUAAAGGAGAAAAUUAAAAUCAACUACGAAAUCAAUUUUCUAUAUCAAUAUUAUCAAUAUUUCAAGAACUUUGCGAGCUAUGUUCUUGUCAUUAAGUGUUGGGUAAGUUACGUUAUUAAUCAUUUUAACUUACGUGAGGAAGUGUUGUGAAUUAUUAUUUUAUUCAUCAUGCAGUGCGAAUAGCUAUUUUUGUUCCAACGCCUAGGCACGCUUAGUCUACGUCUAAGCAAGCUAGGCGCUAGGCAAAGGCUCAACGCCCGCCUUACGCCUAGUGCCUUUUUGAACCUUGCCAAAAAUCAUGAUAUCGCCAAACUUAUUAGAAAAUGCUUCAAAUCACUUAUUUAAAAUCCGUUAAUAUAGAUCAUUAAUGUUUCGGUCUUUUGAUUUUUAAGCAACCGUAAAAUUUAUCCAGUUUUCGUUUUUGGUUUAUGAUUCGAUCAGAUUUUAACGUUAUAGCACAUUUAACGGUUUUCAGUUUUGCUCAAGAAAGUCCGAACUGAUCUACCACACCUAGUAAGCUAGGGCUUAGAUGAACAUUUACACAAGAUUUAAGAUUUCGAGCCAUCUUCGGCUUUUCAAAAGAUAAAGUUUUAGUUUCCGC
Molecule: messenger RNA, 3278 nt
Organism: Linum trigynum
Lineage: Eukaryota; Viridiplantae; Streptophyta; Magnoliopsida; Malpighiales; Linaceae
Source: the annotation of a GenBank genome assembly